Molecule: messenger RNA, 2382 nt
Organism: Phytophthora infestans T30-4
Lineage: Eukaryota; Oomycota; Peronosporomycetes; Peronosporales; Peronosporaceae
Product: separin, putative
Exons: 10
Coding region: 1-2382 (793 amino acids)
Biological process (GO): proteolysis; meiotic chromosome separation
Cellular component (GO): cytoplasm; centrosome; mitotic spindle
Molecular function (GO): cysteine-type endopeptidase activity
Source: RefSeq, a predicted model, not a curated record
AUGCGGCAAUUGUUUGUCCACACGAUACUAUCGGACAUUCACUUUUACGGAGGACGAAGCCAAGACGCUAUCGCUGAAGCUAAAUCCGCGUUGCGAGUCUGUUGGAAAAUUGCGAAAAAGUUCACCGCUCCGUCGUCGCCCAGUGAGACCAAAUUUUUCGAGUUACCUCCAGAAAUCGUAGCGGGGGAAUAUUUGCAACGGAAAUCAGCACAUUUUCUGUAUUUCAUGGCGCUAGAAUGCUCGUCAUGGGACUUGCUAUUGGCUGCGAAGGUAUCAUUAUGUCGAAUAGCGUCUCUCUACAGCAUGUCUGAUCAACCGCACAGGGCUGCGUCUUAUUUGACGGAGGCUAUGCGGCUCGUUGGUGGCUUGAAUCUGCGUUUCUUCCGCCGUGGACCGUUCUACGAAUACGCCGAGUUGGAACUGAAUGCAAACCACUUGGAGAAGGCGAAAGUAGCCAUUUCUCUGCUCAAAGGUGCAAUGAAAUUGUUCAGCAAGGAGAUAUUAGGACGAGUCAAAGCUCGAUGCUGGCGUAAGUAUACACGACUACAAAGCGAAGUCAGCGACUUAUCUGACCAAAGAGCAGUGGAGUCACUCCUCGGGGCGAUGAAGAAGCUCAAGCGGUCACUGAAGUCCUGCGAUAUUCAUCUGGAGCGAGUCAAAUGCAUGCUUGAGCUGGGGCGCAUCAAUACAAGGCUACUGCGGUCAGCCUCGCCUCGGGCGUUCACUAGCUUAGGCCGGACGCUUUCUUUAUUGGAAGAAGCUUAUGUGCUGGGAGACCAUCUAGGUAUCCCCCAUCUGAACCAAGAGCUGCGGACAGCGUUGGGGAUGGCCUAUUUUGCUGAUAUCGAGGAAAACUCUCACGACGAUGCCGAUUCCAUGGAUGGGGACGAACGGGCCACUUUUCUGUCGUGGGCGAGCAGUGCCUUGCUGGCAAAUGCUGGCAGCGGUGAUGCGAUCUAUGUUCAACAACUGCCAGACAACUGGAUCAUUGUUUCUCUGAUGAUCGGCGUAUCGUCUGAGCUCACAAAUGGCUCUGCUCCAGCCUCGUUUUGCCUGCCUACAGUGUCUUGGUCGAAGUGCAUUCGUGAGAUGGAUGCCAUUAUUCGAGAUUCGAGGAAGACUUUAUCUGGUCACACAGCUGAAGAAACGAGCUCCUGGAAAGCCGAACAGAAGAAGAAAUGGUGGGAUACUCGCAAACUUCUGGACAGACGCAUCGAGGAAGCAGUAGUUUCCAUGCAGGAAUCGCUCGGAUUUUGGCGGUGUUUACUCGUUGGAGGAUCUAAUUUCGAUGGUCAAGUCCGUCGCUGCUGGGAUUUGCUGACCCAGAACACAACAGACCCCAUCAAACUGGCAGACAGGAACCAAAGCUUGCUGUGUGCAAUUGCGGAUGCUCAGCAGUAUCUGUCAGACAGUGAAGUGAUCGACGGACUGAAGCAUAUUGCAGCAGAGAUUGAAGUCCCCUUAUCCGAUUCCGUAUCUCGAGAGGCUCUUCAAGAGGAGAUUGCGAGAAUGAAUGUUGGCGAAGUGAAGCAGCUUCUUGCUGCUGAAGGGCUCAGUACUGAUGGAUUAAAGAAGGUUCUGGUUGCACGUCUCACUGCCGCCCGUGAUGCUGCUCUCGUCGACAGGAUGAGAUCAAGUACGGAUCGCUGUGGUGGUGGUAGUAACCCCGACUUCUCGACCAUUUUGAUCCUGAAUCACCAGCUCCAGCAAUUUCCAUGGGAAGCCAUGGACGUGAUGAGCCUCAGCAGCGGAGUGACUCGCAUGCCUUCACUCGAUCUAAUAGUCCAGAACGCCAAGAGUUAUUCACCUGUCCGACGAGACCGAGUGCGCUAUUUGCUGAAUCCUGCUGGGGAUCUCAAGUCGACACAGCAUCAACUGGGGCCGAUCUUGGAAGAUGGAGCGACAUCGUUUGGCUGGGAGGGGAUCGUGGGAGAAGUCCCAGACCCUGAGAAACUUAGAAACUAUUUAUUAGCCGCAGAUUUGUAUAUUUAUUGCGGCCACGGCUCCGGCGAGGCAUACUUAAAUCGUGACAAGGUGUUGAGUCUGCAGUCCGAUUGCAGCGCCGCCCUGCUCUUCGGGUGUAGCAGUGGACGGCUGGAGCGCGAGGGAAUCUUCGGACCUAGUGGCGCUGUGUUGGCCUAUUUACGUGCUGGCAGUCCGGCAGUGUUAGCGAUGCUCUGGGACGUCACGGACCGAGACAUCGACCAACUGAGCGUCAACGUGUUGCAGGAGUGGCUUCUGGCGGACGACGAGGACGACGAAGACGACGACCAAUCGCUGGCACAGAUACUACAGUCGUCUCGAAGCGUCUGCAAGCUCAAAUAUCUUAACGGCCACGCUGCAGUUUGCUACGGACUUCCACUAUACGUCGCCAAGAGCUGA